Messenger RNA from Drosophila busckii, 321 nucleotides. RefSeq names its product sulfur globule protein CV2. The transcript is spliced from 2 exons. The record is from RefSeq and is a predicted model, not a curated record. The coding region runs from base 1 to 321 and encodes 106 amino acids. Lineage: Eukaryota; Metazoa; Arthropoda; Insecta; Diptera; Drosophilidae.
AUGACGCGAAUCUUAAGCAUUGCUAUAUUGAGCUGCCUUUGCUUAUUUGGCGCGCUAGCUGCUCCUCAAUGGCCAGGAUAUGGCUCAGGCUAUGGCUUUGCGCCCUGGGGUGGUAAUUUUGCAUCCUCCAGUGCUGCAGCAAGCAGCAGCAGCAGCAGCAGCUUUGGCAGUUUUCAAGGAUAUGGAGCAGGCUUUAACUAUGGCCGGCCAGGCUACGGAUACGGAUAUGGCGGCUAUCGCGGCGGCUAUCAGCAGCAGCAUCAACAGUUUCAGCACAAUCGCUAUAAUCACUACGGAUAUCCAUUUGGCUAUGGCAAAUAA